AUGGCGGCGAGUCAGGGAGGCGGUGGUAGCAGCGGGGGCGGCGGUUGUGGUGGAGGUGGAAGCAGCGGUGGCUGUGGCGGGGCCGGAGGCGGAGGCGGCGGGGCCGGAGGGGGAGGUGGCGGAGGCGGCGGCGGCGGCGGUGGCUGCGGCGGGACCGCGGUAGUGCCCAUCCCGGUACCGACUCUUUUCGGUCAGCCGUUCCCUAACGGGCCGCAGUGGAACCCAGGGAGUGUGCAGCCUCAACACACCGUGAGGAGCCUGGACCGGGCCCUGGAGGAGGCGGGCAAUUCUGGCAUCCUGAGCCUCAGUGGCAGGAAACUCCGAGACUUUCCCGGCUGCGGCUACGACCUGACUGACACCACCCAAGCAGAUCUUUCCAGAAAUCGUUUUACAGAAAUUCCUUCUGAUGUCUGGUUAUUUGCACCUCUGGAAACAUUAAAUUUAUAUCAUAAUUGCAUCAAAACCAUUCCUGAAGCCAUUAAAAACCUUCAGAUGUUAACAUACCUUAACAUUAGUCGAAAUCUUUUAUCAACAUUGCCAAAAUACCUAUUUGAUCUUCCCCUUAAAGUUUUGGUUGUAAGCAAUAAUAAACUGGUAUCCAUUCCUGAAGAAAUUGGAAAAUUAAAAGAUUUAAUGGAAUUGGAUAUUAGCUGUAAUGAAAUUCAGGUUCUUCCCCAACAAGUGGGAAAAUUGCAUUCACUUAGAGAGCUAAAUAUAAGAAGAAAUAAUCUUCAUGCACUGCCUGAUGAAUUAGGUGAUCUUCCUUUAGUCAAGUUGGAUUUCUCUUGUAAUAAGGUGACUGAAAUUCCAGUUUGUUACCGGAAGCUGCAUCAUUUACAAGUAAUGAUUUUGGAUAACAAUCCACUGCAAAUACCACCAGCACAGAUAUGUUUAAAGGGUAAAGUACACAUAUUUAAGUACUUAAAUAUCCAAGCAUGUUGCAGAAUGGAUAAGAAGCCAGAUUCUCUGGAUCUUCCAUCUUUAAGUAAAAGAAUGCCCUCCCAGCCUCUCACAGACAGUAUGGAAGAUUUUUAUCCAAAUAAAAAUCAUGGUCCAGACUCUGGAAUUGGAAGUGAUAAUGGAGAGAAACGGUUAUCUACAACAGAGCCAUCAGAUGAUGAUACAAUCAGCCUUCACUCUCAAGUCUCAGAAUCAAAUAGAGAACAGGUAUCAAGAAAUGAUAGUCACACAGUAGGAAGUAAACCAGAUUGUCCAAAAGACCAGGAGGUAUAUGAUUUUAUUGAGCCCAGCAUGGAAGAUGUUGCAGUUCUUGAAAAAGGAGAUGCAUGUACCGGAGCAUUUACUUCUUUCCUUACGGGAAAAGAAAAAUGUUCUGAAAAAUCUCAGAAAAACGACGAAUUAGGAGAUGAAAAAAGGCUUGAGAAAGAACAGUUACUUGCAGAGGAAGAGGAUGAUGAUUUAAAGGAAGUAGCUGAUUUGAGGAAAAUAGCUGCUCAGUUAUUGAAGCAAGAACAGAAGAACAGGAUUCUUAAUCAUGCAACUUCUGUCAUGAGAAACAAGCUGAAACAAAGUGUGGAAUGUGAAAAAAGUGUCUCAGCAGAUGAUGUUAAUUCACCGUUAUCACCCCUUACAUGGCAGCCCUUAGAAAAUCAAAAGGAUCAAAUAGAUGAACAACAGUGGCCAGAAUCUCAGCCUAUAGUCUGGCAAAGUGAAGAAAGGAGACGGAGCAAACAGAUUAGAAAAGAAUACUUUAAGUAUAAAUCUAUGAGGAAAGGUUCCAGUGGCAAUGACAAUGAUGAGCAAGACAGUGAUAAUGCUUAUAUGUCACCACAGUCUCCAGUAUCAUCUGAGGAAUUUGACAGAACUGACAAUUUUCCACAUGGCCCCUUUGGCUUGAAACCUAGAUCAGCUUUUAGCCGCUCACCUCGCCAGGAAUAUGGGGCAGCUGAUCCAGGAUUUACAAUGAGAAGAAAGAUGGAACACUUACGAGAAGAGCGAGAGCAAAUAAGGCAACUUCGCAAUAAUCUUGAAUCCAGGUUAAAAGUGAUUUUGCCUGAUGACAUUGGAGCUGCACUGAUGGACGGGGUUGUUCUUUGCCAUUUAGCCAAUCAUAUAAGGCCACGCUCGGUAGCUAGUAUUCACGUACCAUCACCUGCAGUGCCCAAACUGAGUAUGGCAAAAUGUCGAAGAAAUGUAGAAAAUUUUCUUGAUGCUUGUAAAAAGUUGGGUGUCUCACAGGAAAGACUCUGCUUGCCUCAUCAUAUUUUGGAAGAACGAGGUCUGGUGAAAGUUGGUGUCACAGUUCAGGCACUCCUGGAAUUACCUACAAUCAAGGCAUCCCAGCUUUCUAUGGCUUGACAUAGCAUUUUCCAAUCUUAUUAAGUGUUUAAUUUAUUUGGAAUAUUUUCAGAUAUCUCAAAUUAAUGAAUAAGAGUGUCACAUCAAAAAUAGUUUACCUUAGGUCAAGCCUUAGGGUUUAAAAAAGUUAUAUUAAAGCAUCAAAUUUGAACUUU
Molecule: messenger RNA, 2474 nt
Organism: Ochotona princeps (American pika)
Lineage: Eukaryota; Metazoa; Chordata; Mammalia; Lagomorpha; Ochotonidae
Gene: LRCH2
Product: leucine rich repeats and calponin homology domain containing 2
Exons: 21
Coding region: 1-2319 (772 amino acids)
Molecular function (GO): protein binding
Source: RefSeq, a predicted model, not a curated record